UUGUUAGGAAACAAAGAAAGAAAAAAAAAAGGGAAAAAAAACUUUUUUUUUUAAAAAAUAAUUUUGGCGACCAAAAAUAUUGUUCUUGCACACACAAACUCAGUCCCAAACUCAUGUCAGGAGUUGAGUGUUCUCAUUGUACAUCGCCGUCGAUUCCCAUUUGUUCGUGAUUCACUUCAAUUCCCUUUACUUUAAUCUCAAUCUCAACCCCCAACUUCUGCCGCACUUCGCUGGAAGAUCGUCUUCUUUCCGGCAGAUUUGAGCUCCAAACUCGACGUUUCUCGGCGCCCUCUACUCUCCGCUCUCUCCGAUUUCCUUCUUUACAUUAUUCUUCUUGCUGUCUUUCUCUCACUGUUAUCAAGGAUUUUCGCUCGGUGCGAACUGGCUAUGGACUACGAGCCCAUGAUAGUAGCGACGAAACUAUAUAAAGCAGAUUCAAAUUGCGUAACCUAGUUGUUGUCACCGGUGAAAUUUGGAACCAGCGCUCGCUCUGUUGUCCAAGAUGGCCGAAGGAGAUGCAACUGCAACAGCUUCCACAAGCUUCAACUGCCAAGAAUCAUCACUCUGCCAUGAGUGUAAAUCGAACCCAUCUAAGUACAAGUGCCCCGCUUGCUCUAUCCAUUCUUGUAGCCUCAAUUGCGUCAAUGCCCACAAGCGCCGCGGUGGCUGUACUGGCAAGAGGAAGCAGACCCAAUUCGUCCCGCUUUCUCAGUUCAAUGAUAGUAUCCUUUUCUCUGAUUAUAAUUUCCUGGAGCAAGUGAAGCGGAUGGCUGAAUCAGCUCAAGGACUUAGAAAGAAAUUGUGCCCUUAUACUCAUGCUUAUUUCGGAUUUCACCUUAAAAGUUUGCGCACUGCUGCUUCAAGCAGGAGAACAAAAAUCCUGUUUCUCCCCACAGGAAUGACGAAAAGGGAGAACAAUCAAACUCGAUAUGACAAGAGGGAAAAAACAAUCUUCUGGACAAUGGAAUGGUGGUUUAACUCUACAGAUAUUGUUUUAGUUGACCAUGGGGUUAAUGAAAACUCAAAGCUUUCUACCAUUCUUGAAAACCAACAACCAAGACCAUGGAAAAAUCAACUUGAAAAGUUUUGCGAGCAGCUGGAUAGCCUCAAAUUUUUUGUCCGUACAUAUCCCAAGGGAGCUACAUCGCCUUUCCGUGAGCUGGACUCGAGGUUGCCAAUAAGAAAACUGUUUUCCAAUUUGGUUUUUGUGGAAUACCCUGUUAUAUAUGUUUUUCUACCGUCUCAAACUCCUAACUUUGAAGUAGUUAAAACUGCCAAUCCAAUGAGUCGUAAUCCAGAAGGUACAAAUGCCGGAGAAAAUGAUCUUGCUAGUCAUGAAGGCGUUUCCUUCAGGGUGGAAGAAAUAGAAGAUGAUGACAUCAUCAGGUUCGAUCUGAUGAAAGUAUCAACUUCAAGCCCACGUUGUGAAGUUGACCCCCAAAACCUGCAUAAUGCAACACAUAAUUACUCUACAGAUUUGAUGGGGAAGCAGGAAGUUGGGAAUAGCCCCAAUUCAAGCUCCCAGGCCAAGGAGAUAGGGGUUGUGAAAGAAUUCGAGUUUGAUUUUGAGCAAGAUCUGAUAGAUGCGUACUCAAAUAUCAUGGCACAAAUCAAUCCAGAUGAUUUUCUUGAUUGGGAAGGAGACUUUUCCAAGGGAGUGGAAAUGGAAGGAAGUGGUGAACUUCUCGGGGAUGCGUUCAUGUUUGAAGAACUGGAGGGAGAGAUUAUGGAAUAGUGAUUAGCAUUUCAAGGUAUAGAUCUUAUUAGCAGGAACCAAUUUUUGCUUGAAGCAGAGCUUUCUUGUUCCUACUACACUACAGGCAAAUCUUGAUGCCAUUUUAUUUCAUUGAUUUGUCCAUCUCUGCCAGCAAUAUCCUGCAUUUUGGCCCAUGCUAGAUAGAUUGUACAUUCUAGUAUAGUCUGUAGCUCAACUUUGUUGCUGUUAACACUUUUUGCUAGUCUUGAUUUGAUUUAUUAUAUCAAUGAAUGAA
Molecule: messenger RNA, 1991 nt
Organism: Benincasa hispida (wax gourd)
Lineage: Eukaryota; Viridiplantae; Streptophyta; Magnoliopsida; Cucurbitales; Cucurbitaceae
Source: RefSeq, a predicted model, not a curated record